AUGGAUAAAAUGGAUAUCCAUUCUCUAUUAAAUAACGAAGAGGCUCAUCAACAUAAUGGCCCAACGAGUCCAACACCAAGUACUUCAAGCGAAUGUACAGAUUCUGAACAGAUCGUGGAUAACGAUCGUCCAUAUGAAUGCAAUUGGCUGUCUUGUGGCAAGGCAUUUUCAAGACGCUCUGACCUUGCUCGUCACCGAAGGAUUCACACUGGGGAACGUCCAUAUCGAUGUGAAUGGGUCGGAUGUGGUAAGCAGUUUAUUCAACGUUCCGCAUUGACGGUUCAUUAUCGUACCCACACAGGAGAACGCCCUCACAUCUGUGAAUACAUUAACUGUGGCAAAUCAUUUAGUGAUUCAUCUUCUUUGGCUAGACAUAGAAGAACGCACACUGGAAAGAGACCUUAUGUGUGUCCUCAUUCUGGUUGCGGAAAAACAUUCACUCGUCGCACCACCCUAACGCGGCAUCAGAGACAGCAUGAUCCUCAUUGGAAGGAAUAUAAUACUGCCUUUGAACCACGUAAACAAGGUUCAACAGAUCAUUUAGCAAUUUCUUUGUCGACAUGUAAUCGGACUUAUACUGGACUUCCACCAAGUCCAUCAAGUCCACCUACACCUACUGAUUGUUCUAACGAUUGUUUUAAACAAAUCAAAAUGAUACCUGUCGAUCAUAAUCAGUCAUAUCAACAAGCUGGAUAUCCAACGAUGUUGAAUAAUAAUAUUCUUCCAGCGAUUAGCUGUUUAUAUUUGCCACAGCCUAUUGAUUCAACGAUGUUAACAUCUACUUCGCGCAUCACCGCUUUUAAGCCGGUGGUUAAAGAAAUAAAUGAUCCUUACAAAUAUGGAUAUCCAUCUCCCGUGGAAGCCCCUAAUGAUGUUUAUUAUACCGCCACAAUGCCUACUC
This is a messenger RNA of Scutellospora calospora, 901 nucleotides long. The record is from the annotation of a GenBank genome assembly. NCBI's taxonomy places the organism in Eukaryota, Fungi, Glomeromycota, Glomeromycetes, Diversisporales, Gigasporaceae.